AUGUCACUCUUUGUCGAUUCAUCCCAGGAAGAUGGAGAAGAAGAUAUUGUUGGUAUAACUUCGCAACACACGGAGAUCAAUUCAUCCCUAUGUGGACCAAACGCCUGGCGACCUAAACCAGAAGUGAGUUUCACAGCAACAACAAAUCAAAUUGCUCAUCUUUCAGACGUGUUGCAGAGUUUACUAUCUAUCAGCAAUCAAGCUAUUGUGACUAUAAGAUCUGGUGGAAUUACAAUAUACUCAACUUACAAUUACACAAUCAAUGUACAUGUGAACAUUGACCCGACUUUAUUUAACCUGUAUGACUUGACCACAGAUCAAGGAAGUCUGGGGGACAAGGAUGUUGAAGAUUUGGAACUACGACUAGGGGUUGACACUAAUCUUAUUGCCAACUGUUUUACGUCGGUGUUGAAUACAAUGAAAUCGGAAAAGUCCAUAUCAUGCACCAUUACAUACAAGGGAGAUGGACAUCCAUUGGUAAUCGAGUUUGACGAUACACUAAUCUCAGAAAGAUUAGAUUUCUACACUUUUUACAUAGACGAAGAUGAGUUGAUUGAAAAUGAACAACGAGAAGCAUCAAGAAUCAACUACAAAAAUGUCAUUCUCGAAAUUAUGCUCAAGAGUGAUGUAUUGACGAAUUUAUUACAAGAUUUAUAUCAAAUCGAUACCGAAAUAUUAUUCAUCUAUUGUGCUGAAGGUAUACUAAAUUUUAUAAGUAGUGGGUCCAUUGGAAUGUCAAAACUUAUUUUCCCUAACGAGAAAUCAAUAAUGGAGAAAUUAUCCGUCAAUGAAUCAUAUCUACAUAUUAUAUCUCAGUUCAAAUUUGUUGAAUUUUACAAAAUAUUUAGGGCCGUCAAGUUGAGUUCAAAAUGCAAGUUUAUUAAAGAUUCUGAUGGUUGUUUCUCGAUACAAUUGAUUUGUAAGAACCAUCAGCAAGGUGGCUAUCCAGGUACAUUGUUGACGAUAAAUAUGACUGAGUUGGAUCAUGAUGAACAUCUAAUCGAUUGGAUUUUACAGGAUGAAAAGGAUCAAACAGGUACUGAACACACACAGCAACGAGAAAUACCCUUGACGAAUAUACCUAGACUAAGUCGUGAACCAUGGAUAAAUUCAUUCAAGCGUACAGGCGAUGUUGUCGCUUCCACUACCAGUGAGACAAGAAAUGGAAACAAGAGAAGUCGACAACAAAGCGAAUCCAAGAGAAAAGGAAGAUCAAAUAACGUACCAUUGUUUUUAUAA
This is a messenger RNA of Lodderomyces orthopsilosis Co 90-125, 1239 nucleotides long. RefSeq lists its product as uncharacterized. Gene Ontology annotation, cellular component: checkpoint clamp complex. The transcript has a single exon. The record is from RefSeq and is a predicted model, not a curated record. Lineage: Eukaryota; Fungi; Ascomycota; Pichiomycetes; Serinales; Debaryomycetaceae. Gene Ontology annotation, biological process: DNA repair; DNA damage checkpoint signaling. Bases 1 to 1239 code for a protein of 412 amino acids.